This is a messenger RNA of Chaetomium globosum CBS 148.51, 714 nucleotides long. RefSeq lists its product as uncharacterized. The coding region runs from base 1 to 714 and encodes 237 amino acids. The transcript is spliced from 5 exons. The record is from RefSeq and is a predicted model, not a curated record. NCBI's taxonomy places the organism in Eukaryota, Fungi, Ascomycota, Sordariomycetes, Sordariales, Chaetomiaceae.
AUGCUUCUCGCCAAAACUAUCGUCGCCACAGGCGCAUCCUCCGGGAUGGGCUUCGAACUCCUCAAACACCUCCUGACCGCCAACCCCUCCCCGACCGCCCAGCCCUACCGCAUCAUCAUGGGCGCGCGCGACGUGCCCCGCACCCUUGCCGCCUUCGACACGCUGCACUACGACACGGCCCGCCACAGCGUGACGGUCCUCCCGCUCGAGCUGUUUGACCUGGCGGGGACGCGGGAGUUUGCGAGGGAGUCUCUGAAGAGGCUGGCUGCGCAACAUUACCUGCUGCAUCUGUUCCGCGACAAGCUGGUCGAGUCCAAGUCGAGGGUGAUCAUCGUCUCGUCCGGGGCGGUGAGCUUGACACUAACGAUGACGGCAGAAUCGCUAGAGAAGGACCUCCGGGCGGACACGGUCAUUGACCUGUACACGACGUACUGCCAGACCAAGUUUAUCCAGCUGGUCAGCGCACACUGGUGGCGGCGGGAGUUGGCAGGCAAAGCCACCGUCGUGGCUGUCUCGCCGGGCUUCAUCCCCGGGACGAACCUUGUCAAGAAGUCGGGGCUGUUCAGUGAGGAUAUGCCCGGCGCCCAGUCGAUUGCUGAAGGUAGGUACUUGGAACUGGCGCUUCAGGAAAAGUGGUCUCCGAGCAAGGAGGCCAUCGAGAAGGAGGCCGGGUUGUCCGACUGGGCCGAAGCGCCAAUUCCUCAAGCCAUCUAG